Molecule: messenger RNA, 2383 nt
Organism: Mucor mucedo
Lineage: Eukaryota; Fungi; Mucoromycota; Mucoromycetes; Mucorales; Mucoraceae
Product: condensin complex subunit 2/barren
Exons: 7
Coding region: 98-2332 (744 amino acids)
Biological process (GO): mitotic chromosome condensation
Cellular component (GO): condensin complex
Molecular function (GO): chromatin binding
Source: RefSeq, a predicted model, not a curated record
UGGCUUUGGUGUACGCGAAAUGACCGCGUCAAAAAAAAAUUAAAUUAUUCAUUCUCCCCCUCUUUUAUUAUUACACCUAUUCUUCUCAUAAUUAUACAUGCAAAGAACUCCUCUAGUCAAUAAUAGUGCAACAAACCAAGCGGACAGAAGGGAAAAUCGCCUUGGAAAGCGACCUGUUUCCAAUACCAUAACUCCUACUGUACCAGCACUUACGCCAGCUCAAAUGUAUUCGAAUUUUGAAGAAUGGAUAAAAAUGUGUACUGAUAAUAAAGUGAAUGCGACAAACACUUGGAAUUUUGCUUUAAUUGAUUAUUUUCAUGAAAUGACGUUUAUCCGUGAAGGCGAUUCCAUUAAUUUUCAAAAGGCUUCUUGUACUUUGGAUGGAUGUGUAAAGAUUUAUACUUCUCGUGUUGAUUCUGUUGCCACUGAAACAGGAAAAUUACUGAGUGGCCUUGCGGAUAGUACAAAUGCAGAAGGCGAUGAUGAAACAAGACCAGGUGCUGAAAAACGAACUCGUAAAAAAGCACAUCGAUCCGAAGUAACACUGCUAAAAGACUUUUCAUCCAUCGCUCUUAAAAAAUUUGAUUUGGAUUUUGCUGUAGAUCCCUUAUUCAAAAAAACGUCGGCUGAUUUUGAUGAAGGUGGAGCUAGAGGCUUGCUGUUAAAUCAUUUAAGUAUUGAUCAACAUUGCAAAAUUAUCUUUGAUGCGUCCGAUGCUACCAUCGAAUGUGAUACAGAAGAAUUAGACGGCGAAAUUGUUAGCGUCGAAAAGGGUCGGCCUGACGAUGACGCUAACCUACAAGAAACGAAUCCUAAUGACGAUACAGAUAGUGCUGAAGAGGAAGAAGAAGAAGAGGAGAAGGAGGAUAACCUUAUGGAAGAAGAUGUUCAGGAAACUAGCGUUGCUGAUAGAUCAACUUUUGAACAAACAGAAAAUAUUGAUCCAAUGGAUAUUGAUGAUAAACCAGAAGAAUCCAUUGUCAAAGAAAAAAGUAUCGAUUCCGAAUCUCGUGUAGAAAUAUCUCGUUUGAAAGCAAGAUUACCUACAAUGGAAGUCCUUGAAGGAUUAAAUAUCGUUCCCUCUUUGAAAGGCUUUGAUUUCUUUUCCGAAAAGGAUUUGGAAAUUCCUACCUUAGAUCAAGAAGACGAAUUACCAUUUGAGAAUCCAGUUGAAGAAGAUAUGAACCCAUUCCACUUUGAUGAUUAUGGGGAUGACGGUGGAGAUUUUGGCGUAGACGAUAUGGAUCCAUUUGCUAUUGAUGAUAAUAUGAACGAUCAGGAUCAGCAUAAUGAGGAAUUGGAUAAUACUGAAAAAGCAUAUCAAGAACCAGAUUUCUUGACUGCAAUGCUCAACAAUGAUGACCAGGUUUUUAACUAUUUUGACGCGACACUACAAAACUGGGCCGGUGCUGAGCAUUGGAAAUUAAAAAGACCCCCUCCUGCCCCAAAACCUACGGACCAGGAAAAAAAACCCAAAAAACCCAAGCAAGUGUACCAAAUCCCAUUCGAUGCAGAGGACACUGAUGGGGAUGAAGAAACACUCUUUGGCACCACAACCAGGCUUUUAACGUUAAGUAAAGACGUCAUCUCAAAAAUGAAGCAGCAAUCUGUGCCUGAUGAUAUCCAUUUCUCGUCAAAGCAAUUAUUACAAUAUUUUAUUAAGCCAAUGUUCCCGACCAAUCAAAAGAAGAAGAGCAAGGACAUUAUCACAAAAGCACCAUCAGACGAAGAACCUGAUAUCAAUUUUUGGGCUGAUCAGACACAAGAUUUCGGUGAUGGUGCGGACUACGGGGAUGAUGGGGAUUAUGGAGAUGAUAUACCAAUAGACUUUAAUGAUCCCCCAAGCCAAUCAAUGAUGACAGGGAAUGAAGACACAUCAUUUUAUCAUGAUAACUACGAGGAUCCAGAAGUUUCUGUCUUAUACGGUGAUCCACUCAUCACUAAUCACAACCUUAAGAAAUCGAAACCACUAUACGUGAAUUACGCAAGGACAGCAAAGAGAGUAGAUGUAAAGAAACUAAAGGAUAAUUUAUGGAGAUCUUUAACUUUAGAAAAAGGGGAUCAAGUCGAUGUUGAAGAGAAGGUGCAUGGAGUUCAAAAAUUCAGUGAUAUUGUAAAUAACUUAAAGAGGAUGUAUUCGCCCAAGUCUUUGAAAGAUAUUUCUGUCCCAUUUUGUUUCAUUUGUUUAUUACAUUUGGCAAAUGAAAAGGAUUUGUCUAUUGUAGGGUUAAAUCCUCCUGGAGACAAUGAUGACUUUGUUCUUGGUGAAGGGGAUUGGAUGCAGAAUGAAGACAUCUUGAAUGAAGUGACUAUUAUACAGAAUGUGUAUUAGAUACCUUGACUAUCGCACCAACCAUUAAUCCACCUUCUAUUAAAUGUACAU